This is a messenger RNA of Juglans microcarpa x Juglans regia, 1170 nucleotides long. Its product is annotated as polygalacturonase-like. Gene Ontology annotation, molecular function: polygalacturonase activity. Lineage: Eukaryota; Viridiplantae; Streptophyta; Magnoliopsida; Fagales; Juglandaceae. Gene Ontology annotation, biological process: carbohydrate metabolic process. The record is from RefSeq and is a predicted model, not a curated record. The transcript is spliced from 4 exons. Bases 1 to 1170 code for a protein of 389 amino acids.
AUGGGUUUGAAAUUGAAUAUUGAAACCCUAUCAGUACUUCUGUUUUUCCUAACAUCGACUGCCAAUGCCAAACCAGCCGUCUUUAAUAUUGUGAAGAAGUAUGGAGGAAAGGUUAAUGAGGAUAUCACCCUGCCUUUGACAAAUGCUUGGAAGGAUGCAUGUGCAACGCCGGGUCAGAGUACAGUUGUGGUACCAGCUGGGACGUAUAGGUUGGGCCCGGUGCAAUUAAAUGGUCCAUGCAAGGGUCCCAUUGAGCUUAAAGUUCGAGGCACCUUAGAGGCUCCAGGAGACCUUAGUUUUUUCAAAUGGGGUAGUUGGGUCAGUUUUGAACGUGUAGACCAGUUAACUUUGUCAGGCAAUGGAACUUUUGAUGGCCAAGGAAAAUCUGUUUGGGGUAAAUACAAUGGUGCCCUCCCAAUUAACAUACGGUUCGACUUUAUCACCAAUUCAAUGAUUCGGGGCAUAACAUCAUUGGAUAGCAAACAGUUCCACUUGCAUGUUUUUGCAUGCAAAAAUGUUACCCUAUUCCAUUUAAAUAUCAGAGCACCUGGAGAUAGCCCUAAUACUGAUGGAAUCCACAUGGGGCGAUCAACUGGAAUUAAUAUAAUUGAUUCGAAGAUCGGAACCGGUGAUGAUUGUAUUUCUCUUGGUGAUGGAAAUCGGGAUAUACUUAUCCAAAAAGUUGCCUGUGGACCUGGCCAUGGAAUUAGCAUAGGAAGUCUUGGUAAGUACGAGAAUGAAGAACCUGUGAUCGGGGUCAAAGUUCUUGAUUGCAACCUAAGAAAUACGAUGAAUGGUGUAAGAAUCAAAACAUGGCCUGCUUCGUUGCCUGGCAUUGUCUCUAAUAUGCAUUUUGAGAACAUCUACAUGAAAAAUGUUAGCAAUCCUGUCAUCAUAGAUCAGGUGUACUGCCCAUGGAAUCAAUGCAAAGCACAGAUUCCCUCAAAGAUUAAGAUCAGCGAGGUUAGCUUCAAAAACAUACGAGGCACCUCUCAAACUAAGGAGGCCGUCAAACUUUUAUGCAGCAAUGAAGUACCAUGUGAGAAUGUGGAGAUUAGUGACAUAGACCUCGCAUACCAGGGAAGCGACGGCCCUGCAACAUCCCAAUGUACUAAUGCCAAUCCCACCAUUUCGGGCAAACAAAAUCCUCCUGCAUGUACUUUGAAAUAA